CAAGGAGCGCCAUCUGUGUGUUGGAUGUGCGCAAGUGUGGCAUGCUGGUUAAUUGGAGCGAAAAAGGCGCCAAUGUAGAAGGAAAAGAAAACGCCCUCACUUGCGAAGCUGCCUGUGGGAGGGAAGGUUUAGAACUCGAAGCGGUGUUGGCCACAGGCCAGGGGGAGCAAAGGAGGGAGCUCGAGGCAGGCACCCCACCCACCGACCCACAUACACAGACAUCCAACCUCGCGGCUGCUGCAGACGGUGGCGGCACCCCACAACCUUCCCGUGUGUAUGCGUAUCUGUGUUUGUUUUUUUACUUAUGAGCACAGUUACGACUGAGGAGGCUGCCGCGGCUGCCUCACCUUCUCAUUCCUUCAGAAAAGCAGCGCUGCGCUGGCUUUUGCCCCCUCCCUGAAGCGGCCGCCGGGGCAGAGGAUGGUGUUGCUGACGCCGCCGCCUCCCCGCUGCCGCUGCCCCGCAGCAAAGUGAACGACUGGAGUCCGCUAACUGGGGACAAGGCACCAGCAGACGGCUGCGGCGGCGAAGACGGGAAGACCCCGCAGGGUCCGUCUGGCUGUCCGCGCGACGAGAAGAUCCAGGGGGGUUGGCAGCAGCGGCAGCCUCAGGGACUUCGCCUGGCCCAGGCCCAAGUGUCAGCAUGACCGAGAAUUGACCCAGAAUCUCAAGACUUUACCCAAACAUCUGAUACGACACCACUAACCCUGCGGUGUAACCAUGGCAGACCCCUCAGCUGAGAUACCCUUUUCUGUGAUGACACAACCACAGCUAAUUGAGUCCACAGCCAUGAGUGAACCACAGUGCUACUACAAUGAAACCAUUGCCUUCUUUUAUAACAGAAGUGGGAAAUAUCUAGCCACUGAAUGGAACACUGUGAGCAAGCUUGUGAUGGGCCUCGGGAUUACAGUGUGUGUCUUCAUCAUGCUAGCCAACCUCUUAGUUAUGGUGGCCAUCUACGUCAACAGGCGUUUUCACUUUCCUAUUUAUUACCUAAUGGCUAACUUAGCUGCUGCUGACUUCUUUGCAGGGUUGGCAUAUUUUUACCUAAUGUUUAACACAGGACCCAAUACUAGAAGAUUGACUGUAAGUACCUGGCUCCUUCGUCAGGGUCUUAUUGACACUAGCCUGACAGCCUCUGUUGCCAACUUGCUGGCUAUUGCCAUUGAGAGGCACAUCACAGUAUUCCGCAUGCAGCUACAUACCCGGAUGAGUAAUCGGCGAGUGGUGGUGGUAAUUGUUGUCAUCUGGACUAUGGCUAUUGUCAUGGGUGCUAUACCAAGUGUGGGCUGGAAUUGCAUCUGUGAUCUCGAUCACUGUUCCAACAUGGCACCACUCUAUAGUGACUCUUACUUGGUCUUCUGGGCUAUUUUCAAUCUGGUCACCUUUGUAGUCAUGGUGGUCUUGUAUGCUCAUAUCUUUGGGUAUGUGCGCCAGAGGACUAUGAGAAUGUCUAGGCACAGUUCUGGACCACGUAGGAAUCGGGACACCAUGAUGAGUCUUCUGAAGACUGUGGUCAUUGUGCUUGGUGCUUUUAUAAUCUGCUGGACUCCGGGAUUAGUCUUGCUGCUCCUUGAUGUUUGCUGCCCACAGUGCAAUGUCCUGGCAUAUGAAAAAUUCUUCCUGUUGCUUGCUGAAUUCAACUCUGCCAUGAACCCCAUCAUCUACUCUUACCGGGACAAGGAAAUGAGUGCCACCUUCAAACAAAUUCUUUGCUGUCAGCGCAGUGAAAAUGCCAAUGGCCCAACAGAGGGCUCCGACCGAUCUGCCUCAUCACUCAAUCAUACCAUCUUGGCUGGAGUACACAGCAAUGAUCAUUCUGUGGUUUGAAAUGGAACUGAAAAGUUUUUAGUUUUUAAACCCACACAUGAGAAUUAAUUCUGAGUGGAUAACUAGUUGGUAAACAAUUGACAGCAUUGUUGGAGGCCAUUGAAGUAGAGAAAAUAACAAACUUACCAAGCUCUUCUUUAAUCACUAAUGAUGAUAAUACUUUUUUACCAGUGCCCAGUCCACAAAAACUGUCCAGUCUAGAAGCCUCACUGUUUUUAUUUUUUUUUAAUCUUCUGUUUGUUUGGUGAAAGUAGAAAAUGAGCUGCUCACCCUGGGAAGCUGACAUACUUUUUAAAUCUACUCUUAACUAGCCUUCAUCAGAUGAUACUUUUGUGAUGGCCCUAACUGAAAUCAUCUCCAAUUAAUUAAGCUUAAUAACUGCUUCACUGCCUUUUCAUUUAGAAAUCUAGGCUUCCUCCUUGUUUUGUUUUGUUCUUAAAUGCAUUUCAUUUCAUAAUUAUCCCCAUCAGCAUGCUUUGUGGUGGACAUUUUCAGGGCAAAGAGAGAAACGGUUGUAGCCUUCAUUUUUAUUUACACUGCUAAUAACAAUGAAAAACAGUUUUUACCAGUAAAGUUGUCAAGAUAUUGGUGGGAAAUAAAUGUCUUUAUCUUGAUUUAUUAGAGUUUGGAAGGAGGUAUGUUGUGGAUGUGAUUAACUCUCACCUUGAAAUCAAUGGGACUUAAAAGUGUUUGAUGACUGGCUAUAUUGUCCCUGAGACAUUUAACUUUCUUUAGUAAGGAGUUCAGCAAGCUAUGUAACAAACACAGGAAGUAUUACCAAGUUUCUUAUGGUCAAAUUUUUAAUGUGGGAUAUAAAGCUCUAAAACAGCCAACUUCAAAUUGGCUUAAGCUGAAGCACAAUAAUGUGUAUUUUUAAAAGUGAUUUUGUGGUGUCGAGUCUUCUAGUUAAGAGGAUUUUGCAUUUUUGGAAAAGUGCUCUUUUUAAAGUAAAACUUUUUUAUUUUUUUAAAGAAUGAAUUUUCUUCGCUGUUUUGCACAGAGUGGGAGAUUUUUUCUUGCUGAUUAGGGCUGGAAUAUAUUUGCCCAGUUGCCUCCUGUGCCCUCCAAAAAGCCUGUGACAUGGUUGAUAGGAAUGACAGGUUUUAUCUCAUUUCAGUGGGGGUGCUUACUGUAGCGGGGAGUACUCUUUCUUUACUUUGUUUUUAAAGCCACUGCUUGUGAAGAUGACAGCAGGCUCUCUCUGCUCCUAGAAUUUAAGAUUGCAUACACACACCAUACAUUUAAAGCCUAUUUAAAUCACAUGUCUUUCCCCAACAACUCCUGGGAACUGUAUGUAAGUGUCAGGUGCGUACACAGCCUUAUAAAUCUAAAGCUGCUGGGGCUGGAAUUCUUAAUCUGUUCACCAUGGUUUUAAAUUCAUAUUCCAGUGGGUGAAGAGACAGAGCCUGACACCACGGUCAUCUUUACAGACAGUGGGUUGUAUUCAGCUAAGUCUUACUCAGAAUAGACCCAUUAAAACUAACCUAAGUUAGUCAUGUCUAUUAACUUCGAUGGGUCUAUUCUGAGUAGGACUAACAUUGAAUACCACCCAUUGACCUUAAAAGUGUUAGAAAAGAAUGGAAGACAAAUUUUGUGUGCCUCUGCAUCUCAGCCCUAUUUUUUACUAUCAUCCAACUAUUUCUUUUACACCAAGUACAAUUUCUAUUUUCACAGACAAAUACAUAAUAAUCACAAUUAAAAUGUGUUAUUCCAUUCCUACAAAUGGAUUUAAUAUUUAGAAAAGUGGCUUUAGAGUUAAGCCUUUGUUACUGUAAACCCUUGAUGGAGAUUCAACAUAAAGAGUUCUCUAUAGUGAAGGCUGAGAAUUUUAAAAAAAAGAAAAGAAUUUGGGAUCAUUGUAACAAUAGUGUAGUGUGCCACAUCAGUAACAAAUCUGCAGGUCUUGUGUGUUGAGAAUCUACUUACAAUGAAAAGAACAUUUGCUUAAAACCCUUGCAUGAAAUAGAUCCAUCGUUCUAAUGUUCUGUUAAUGAUAAAUAACAUAUUUGAGAUAGUACCAUGUUUGUGGGGCAGACUAUGUAGAUUUCUAAGAACAAUGUAUAGCAAUGUCAAAAAGGUAAAGAGCAUGUACAAAGAUAGAAUAUUUAGUGAUAUGGUAAGUGAAAGUAAAAAAGAAGUGUGGCUAAAUCACACCAGAAGGUAUCCAGAGACCACCUGCCAGUUAACGAAAAGUUAAUAAAAUGACAAAUAUUAAAUGAGUUUCUUACUGAAAUUAAAAGCAAUGAACCCAUUGUCCUUUACUUAUAUAAUUUGCCUAAUGAAACAGAAGUCAGGCUGUUAGAAGUUUUUUUUAAAAAACCUACAUACUAAGCCACUAAUAAAGUUUUCUCUAUGAAUUUAUGUUUUGUGUAUGUGUGCCUGUCAGAAUUCAUCAUAUCUGUAAUAUUCUAAAGCACAGGU
Messenger RNA from Rhineura floridana, 4251 nucleotides. RefSeq names its product lysophosphatidic acid receptor 1 (gene LPAR1). The coding region runs from base 721 to 1830 and encodes 369 amino acids. Gene Ontology annotation, cellular component: membrane. Gene Ontology annotation, molecular function: lysophosphatidic acid receptor activity. NCBI's taxonomy places the organism in Eukaryota, Metazoa, Chordata, Lepidosauria, Squamata, Rhineuridae. The record is from RefSeq and is a predicted model, not a curated record. Gene Ontology annotation, biological process: phospholipase C-activating G protein-coupled receptor signaling pathway; neurogenesis. The transcript is spliced from 4 exons.